UUUACCUUGAACCAUUUCUCUAACCCAAAAGCUCUCAACCCCUACAGGGCGUUGUUCCCUAACCAAAACAUGAAGGAAGAUUGUGGCCAACACGACGAUGGGAAGAAGAAGCUCUAUAUUCGCAUAUUGAUCGCCAUAUCCGCCUUCAUAUUCAUCGUCCUCUUCAUCAUCCUCCUUGUGUGGCUCAUCCUCCGCCCUACAAAGCCUCAUUUUAUCCUCCGAGACGCUACCGUCUAUGCCUUCAACCUCUCUGCUCCCAACCUUCUUACUUCAAAUCUCCAAAUCACACUCUUCUCUCACAAUCCUAAUGGCAGAAUCGGCAUAUACUACGAUAAACUUGAAAUAUAUGCCUCGUACCACAGCCAACAAAUUACCCUCCCCGAAUUGCUCCCUUGUACUUACCUGGGACACAAAGAUAAUACAGUUUGGUCGCCAGUUCUAUUCGGGAGUGCAGUGCCAGUGGCGCCAUACCUUGCUGUUUCUUUGAACCAGGAUCAAAUGGUCGGAACAGUGUUGAUUAACUUUAAGGUUGAUGGAAGAAUACGAUGGAGAGUUGGAACUUUCGUAUCUGGGAAGUAUCAUUUGUAUGUGAACUGUCCGGCUUAUAUAAAUUUUGGUAAUAAAAACCGUGGCAUUGCUGUUGGAAAUGCUAUUAAGUAUCAGUUGAUUAUGAACUGCCAUGUUGAUGUAUGAUGUUUGAACUAGCUAAUGGCUAGUUCUUAUUGUUGGUUUGUUUAAUUUUUUUUAUUUUUUUUUUUUCAUUUUUUGUGAUUUUGAAGCCCUUUUGGGUUCUUUCAGAUAUGAAUCUAUCUAAUUCAAAAGGGAAGAACUUACAUCA
Olea europaea var. sylvestris is the source of this 838-nucleotide messenger RNA. Its product is annotated as NDR1/HIN1-like protein 1. Gene Ontology annotation, biological process: defense response to other organism. The record is from RefSeq and is a predicted model, not a curated record. Bases 70 to 693 code for a protein of 207 amino acids. Lineage: Eukaryota; Viridiplantae; Streptophyta; Magnoliopsida; Lamiales; Oleaceae. The transcript has a single exon.